Molecule: messenger RNA, 933 nt
Organism: Eutrema salsugineum
Lineage: Eukaryota; Viridiplantae; Streptophyta; Magnoliopsida; Brassicales; Brassicaceae
Exons: 2
Coding region: 1-933 (310 amino acids)
Source: RefSeq, a predicted model, not a curated record
AUGCCUCACAACAACUGCCUCGUCGUCGAACUACAGGUUGGUGAUGUCGAGGUAAGCAGGAUACGGAUCAACAGUUCGGUGAACGUCAUCUUCAAGGAAACCCUUAAGAACAUGGAUUUCCCGGACUCAGAAAUCAAGCCAUAUAUGGAGUCGCUAACCGGCUUCACCGAAGAUAAGACAAUGACAGUUGGUACGGUGAACGUACCGAUCUACGUCGGAGGAUCAGCUCGAAUGAUCAAGUUUCUAGUCCUCAACAAGCUGGAGAUUGACAACACCAUCCUAGGAACUCAGACCAUAUCCCGGCAAUGCCAUCUCACCGAGUGCAAACUCAGUCUUGCACGAACAUGCAUCAUAGGCCCCUGCCAGAAAGACAGUUUUUCGGUGGUAAGCGAGUUCGCCCAACCAAAGCAAAGCCUUGUCGAACAGGUCGGCAUCGAUCCAACCAAUCCGGAGAGAUGCGUAGGAAUAGACGCUGAACUCGAUAAAGAUAUCUGGGAGGCACUCGUCAACUUCUUCCGGAAGAACGUCGCCACAUUCGCAUGGUCCAUCGACGGCAUGCCGGGAAUCAGCCCGGAGAUCACUUGCCACGAGCUAAACGUUGAUUCGACCUAUAAGCCGAUUAAACAGAAAAAACGCAAGCUCGAACCAGAAAAGACGCGAGCGGUCAACGACGAGAUCAAAAAGCUUCUUAAGGCUGGUUCAAUCAUGGAAGUCCGAUACCUGGACUGGUUAGCAAAUCUAUUGGUAGUAAAGAAGAAGAACAGAAAGUGGAGGAUCUGUGUCGACUUCACCGACCUGAAAAAAGCCUUCCCCAAAUACAGCUUCCCCUUGCCUCACAUUGAUCCUCUUGUGGAAGCAACAGCCGGAAACGAAUUGCUAUCCUUUAUGGACGCCUUUUUGGGGAUACAAUCAGAUACUGAUGCACUCCGAUGA